Molecule: messenger RNA, 483 nt
Organism: Cavenderia fasciculata
Lineage: Eukaryota; Evosea; Eumycetozoa; Acytosteliales; Cavenderiaceae
Exons: 4
Coding region: 1-483 (160 amino acids)
Source: RefSeq, a predicted model, not a curated record
AUGGAUGCAAUAUCAGUGGAUGUGGAUAUUGGUGGAGCUAUACCAAGCUCAUCGUUGGCAGACAGUGGAGAAUUGGCUCCUUCACCUAUAUAUGAACCAGAACACUACGAGAUGGUGGAGGUGAUGGGUCAUACUAGGCAUCUUCAUGGCCACCACCACCAUCAAUUUAGAAAAAUAAGAUUUGAAAGAAGAGAACCAUUUCAGGGUAGGACGAUGGAAAAGUUCUUUUCUGGUUUUGAUCAAGACUAUCCUGCUGAUCAGGUACUUAGACAUACAAUAAACGAGCAAGAAUUUGAAGACAUUAUGACAGAGAUCAAUGAAAAGAAAGAAGAUUUCAUCGAGAUAGAGGUUAAUGAAAGACCAGAGUUUCAAACCAAAGGAGUUGUUUUCUACACAUCCAAGGCAUCAAAUCGUCAUCGUUCUAUCCUUUUGGUUCCCCAUCCUCCACAUGUUGACUUUUACUCCAACACAUUAUUCGAAUGA